CUUGCCUCCGCACAGUAAUGCUUUUCAAAGCUCUCAGUUUUAACCUCCAUGUAGCGUAACCUCUCAAGUUUCAUCAAACGACGCAGAUUUUGGCUAGCCAGUCACGCACCCGACGUCGUUUUGGCAGAUUAUCUCCCCGAGUUGGCCUCCGCCCCCGCUUUCCCCAAUUCGACCCCUUUGUAACUUGUCAAAUCUUUGGCAGUUUGUAGUUUUUGGAAACUUCAAUGGAGGGUCUUUGAUUCUUCACAAAAGGAGAAGUCAUCAGGGAAAAAAAAAUAAAAAUCCCUUUAAAAAGUUACAGUCAUGGCUUCUUCUGGUUUCUCCGCCAUUUUUAGAUUCCUUGAUUCUCUUCUUUCCGAGAAUGCCUUUUAGUUGUGUAUACUAGAAAUCACAUGCAAUGAAUUGCUUGGUGUUCAACUUUUAACCUCAGUGGAAAUGUUGAAGAAAGAGUGCACAUUGCGACAUUGAUGUCACAAGUCUGACAUCGAUUGGAAGAAAAUUGUUCUUUGAUUUGAGAAUGGUUUCGACUCAAAAUGGAAACCACAAGGAGGAAAUUGAAGAAUCGAAUGGUAGUGAAGUGAAGGGUCAAAUCCCCCUUGACGUUUCAGCAUCCCCAAAGACUUUUUUAGUCAAUGAGAAGUCUCCGAAAAGGUUCCCUCCUGAUGCUCCUCCUAAUAGAGUUAGGUCUCAAUUUGGUUCUGCAUCUGCCAGGUUCAAGCGGUUGGCUGAGGAGAGAGAUGAAAUGUCACGAUCUGUGGCUUCAAGCGGUCAUGGCUUCAAAGAACGAAUCAAUGGGGUUUUUUCUAAGAAAAUUGAUUGGGUUUCACUCCUGAAAAUGGGCAAAGUAUGGAUUAGAAAUCCAAUGAACAUGGCUCUUUUUGCAUGGAUUGUCUGUGUUGCUAUUUCAGGUGCAGUUUUGUUUCUUGUCAUGACUGGAAUGUUGAACAAGGCAAUACCCAAGAAGUCCCAGAGAGAUACAUGGUUCGAAGUCAAUAAUCAAAUUCUCAAUGCACUUUUUACGCUUAUGUGUUUGUACAACCAUCCGAAGCGGUUCCACCACCUUGUACUUCUGUGUAGAUGGAAACCAGAAGACAUUUCCAGACUUCGAAAGAUUUACUGUAAAAAUGGGACUUAUAAGCCACAUGAAUGGGCCCACAUGAUGGUUGUUGUUGCCCUGCUUCAUCUGAAUUGCUUCGCUCAGUAUGCACUUUGUGGUUUAAACCUGGGUUACAGAAGAGCUGAACGGCCACCCAUAGGAGUUGCAGUAUGUAUAUCUUUUGCUAUUGGUGCACCUGCAUUUGCUGGUAUAUACAACAUUGUCAGCCCCCUUGGGAAGGAUUAUGACUCGGAUGUGGAUGAGGAAGCACAGGUUCAGAUCGGAACUGGUGAAGGAGCAGAAACAUUAAGGUUAAAAUCAUUCGAGAGAAGAUAUUCUUUUGCAUUUAGGACUGAACAACGAGUCGUUGAGAAUAGACCGCAAUGGAGCGGAGGAGUACUUGACAUUUGGGAUGAUAUUUCUAUUGCAUAUGUUUCGCUCUUUUGUAGUUUUUGUGUAUUUGGGUGGAAUAUGGAGAGGCUUGGAUUCGGGAACAUAUAUGUUCAUAUUAUGACAUUUGUUCUGUUUUGCAUGGCUCCGUUCUGGAUUUUUAACUUGGCUGCUGUUAAUAUCGACAAUGAAACUGUUCGGGAGGCUCUUGGAGUUACUGGCCUUGUUCUAUGUCUAUUUGGUUUGCUCUAUGGUGGCUUUUGGAGGAUCCAAAUGAGAAAGAGAUUCAAUUUGCCUUCUUAUAACUUCUGUUUUGGUGAACCAGCACUCUCUGAUUGCACGUUGUGGCUUUGCUGUUGUUGGUGCUCUCUUGCUCAGGAAGUGAGGACCGGGAAUUCCUAUGACGUCGUGGAAGAAAAGUUCUAUAGAAAACAACCAGAAAGUGGAUACCCUUUACCAAUUUCACCUUUGCCUCGUGAAGAUGGAUCGGUUGGGUUUAGAUCUGGCCCGAAUUCUCCUCUUGGGAACUACUUAAGCCCAACCAAGAAUGGCAUAGGUGGUUCUACGAGUCAAAGCAGACUUCCAGGGGGAUUUCAUAGUCCAGUGAAAGAAGAGUCCCAUGUAAGAGGUAAGGAUGAAACUAUGACCCCACCUGCACCUUCAAUGAUACAAAGGGAAGAAACAUAGCCCCAAAAGAGGAUAACGUUAUGAUUUGUAUAUGAAUUUCUGUAGUAUAAUUUUGAAACAAGUUUUGUUUCUGUGUUCGAAUGCAUCAUUGUUUUUCGUUCUUCAGUUUCUUUUUCACCAUUAGCUGUGUUGUGAUCAUUGAUAGUUUAAUAGCACUUAGGAAUUCAGCAAAAAGAAAUUAUCUACUCUAUUAUUUCUACUGAGCAAUAUUUCUUUGCUGAGCAAUAUAGUUGCCUGUUUCUCUGUUUUUAUUA
Molecule: messenger RNA, 2427 nt
Organism: Pyrus x bretschneideri (Chinese white pear)
Lineage: Eukaryota; Viridiplantae; Streptophyta; Magnoliopsida; Rosales; Rosaceae
Biological process (GO): sesquiterpene biosynthetic process
Molecular function (GO): cyclase activity
Source: RefSeq, a predicted model, not a curated record